This is a messenger RNA of Aspergillus homomorphus CBS 101889, 873 nucleotides long. Its product is annotated as DnaJ domain protein. The record is from RefSeq and is a predicted model, not a curated record. Gene Ontology annotation, cellular component: cytoplasm; nucleus. Gene Ontology annotation, molecular function: heat shock protein binding. The transcript is spliced from 2 exons. The annotation marks the transcript as partial. NCBI's taxonomy places the organism in Eukaryota, Fungi, Ascomycota, Eurotiomycetes, Eurotiales, Aspergillaceae.
GAAUCCCCCGAACCUCCCAACCCGGAGACCGAUCUGUACGAGAUUCUCGGCGUCUCCAACGAUGCGACCGCAGACCAGGUCAAAUCCGCCUAUCGCAAGCAAGCCCUCAAACACCAUCCUGACAAGGUUCCUGCCGAAGAACGCGAGGAAGCAAACAAGAACUUCCAGCAAAUCGCUUUCGCCUACGCCAUCCUCUCUGACGCGAAACGCCGCGAGAGAUACGACCUGACCGGCAGCACCAGCGAGGCGGUCGACAUCGACGACGAUUUCAAUUGGGCGGACUUCUACCGCGAGCAGUUCGCCCAUGCGGUCGAUAUCAAUGCUAUCGAUAAGCUCAAGCAGGAGUAUCAGGGCUCCGCGGAGGAGGAGCGAGAUGUGUUGGCGGCGUAUGAGACUUACCGGGGCGACUUGGAUAAGGUCUACGAGACUGUGAUGCUUUGCAAUGUGCUGGAUGACGAUGAGCGCUUCCGGGAGCUCAUCGACCGGGCCAUCGCUGCGGGGCGCGCGAAGAAGCACAAGAGCUACGUCGAUGAGCCGGCGACGAAGCGCCAGCGGCGACUGAAGCGGGCGCAGAAAGAGGCCAAGGAGGCGGAGGCGUUGGCGGCGGAGGUCGAGGAGAAGCAGUCGGCUAAGAGCGGCAAGGGCGGCAGGAAGACCACCAACAAGACGAAGAGCGAUGGGGACAAUGAGCUGAUGAGAUUGAUCCAGCAGCGCCAGGCCACGAGGGCGGAUGCGUUCUUCGAUCGGUUGGAGGAGAAGUUCGUGAAACCCGGUCGAAAGCGGGCGGCCAAGGUGGACGAGCCCCCGGAGGAGGCCUUUGCAGCUACUGCGGCGCGAAAGACAGCCAAGAAGAAGAGAAAAACAGAUGCCUAG